AUGGGAAGGUUCGUUGGUCAAUCUCUGAGGAUCUGGCUCGGGGAGUCCCCGCGCCCAGAGCUGUGCAAGCAGCUUGCGGACACAUGGCGCAAGUGCCACCCUGCCUGGGAAUAUCGCCUGUGGACAGAUUCAGAUGUUCCUGGCCUACUGCAGCACCAUGAGCGUUUGCAGAAGGCCUUUGAAGCUGCAAGGAACCCUGCGGAGAAAAGCGACAUUCUUCGCCUUGUGAUUGUCUUGGAGAAAGGAGGCUUGUACGUGGAUGUGGACUUUGAAUGCUUGCGCCCCCUGGACGAGUUGCAUCGUGCCACAUCCUUCUACAGUGGCAUGUCAAAUGUCGGAGCCUUCGAGUUGAACAACGGCCUCUUCGCAGCGGCUCCCGGGCAUCCCCUGGUGGCUUUCUUCUGUGAGCAUGUGGGCAAGCCCUGGCCAGAAUGGGGGCAGGAUGAGGUGGAUCCCGCUGAAGCAGUUGCCUACCAGCUUCAGAGGUCCGGAAUGUUGGGCAGCGAGCUGGCCUCCAAGGGCAAGGCGUGCACAAGGGUUGGAGGAAAAGGCAGAAGGUAA
Durusdinium trenchii is the source of this 561-nucleotide messenger RNA. The record is from the annotation of a GenBank genome assembly. NCBI's taxonomy places the organism in Eukaryota, Dinophyceae, Suessiales, Symbiodiniaceae.